AUGUGUAGGUUUUUGAGUCUUUUGAACAUUGGAACAACAUUUUGACGUUUUGAAGACUUCAGCGACGAAAAGGAAAGGCCAGUUGGUUCUCGUUAUGAGGGAUCGAAACUCCUUCGAAAGGUUUCUAUUUUAUAUUUUUUCUUAAAUAUUUUAUCUCAUGUUCAAGAUACAUAAAAGUCACGAACAGUUGAAACGACAUAACCCAGAUGUCGUCAUUUCCGAAGAGCCAACACAGGUUCGCGUUUCACAGCUCAAUUAUAGGCAGCUUUGACCCUUUUUUAUCUUAUUUGUUUUCUUGAUAAAUUUUUAAAAAAUCUGACGUCUAAACACCAAUCUUACAGAACUUGCUAGUAGGAAACAGUAGCGUGCUAUGUGGAGUUUCGUUGGAAGAACUUGAGGCGAUUUUUCCGACCACUUGAUCCGGGAUGCCAGUUUUUCGUAUACCCGAAUAAAAGGUUUUUUUAAAAAAUAAGAACGCUUGAAACUUCUGUUUUUAAGGUCUUAUUCUUUCAUUCAAUGUUCGGACGCUUAUUUGGCGACGAAAAUCCGGAAAGAAUUCAAUGGAUUUGUUCAUCCGAAGCUAAAAUCCUCUCACCAACCUUUCGUCAUUUCUUUCGUAAAAAAUGGUAUUUUUUUCGGAAUUCGUUGAAAAGUUUUAUGUUGAACGGGAGAAAAAAAAGUCGUAGAUUAAUAUGUGUAUUUGAAAAAGUUAAGAAGAAAAUUGCUGUAUGAGAAGGCAGAAGCCUUGCUUAAUCGGAAUCAGAUUGAGAACUGCUCUUUUUCUUAGGAAUUUAAUGAAAUUUGAAUAUUCUUCUUCAGAAACCUCGGCGAUUUUUUUGAUAAUUAUUCAAGAAAAAAAUAUUUGAAAAAAAGUUUCAGUACCUGAGAAAGGAAUCGCAGAAACUUUCCGGCCUGAUGGCCUUGCCGUUCUUGAUAAUUAUAUAAGCAAAGACGAAGAAAAGACUCUGACUGACUUCAUCUUCAGUCACCCGAAGGGUCAGUACAUCUCCAAUUAAAAACUGAAAUUCCAAAGUUUAGUGAAGAUGCUGAAACAUCGAGCCGUGUUGCACUUUGGCCACGAAUUCGACUACGAUACGAAUUCAGCCUUUCGGGAAACUGAGCCGAUUCCAGAGAUUAUUAACGAUUUGGUGAAAAAGUUGAAGUACGAUGGUUACAUUUCGGCGUGGCCUGACCAAGUAUUUUUGUUAUCCAAAGAUAAAAAUGAAGGAAUUUAUCGUUAAGAUCACUGCCAAUAUAUAUGAACCUGGUCAUGGAAUCCCAUCGCACUACGAUACCCAUUCCGCUUUUGAAGAUCCUGUAGUUUCACUAAGGUUGGUAUCUUUAGAGGAAUCCAAAAAAAAAGCUGAUUUUCAGCAUGCUUUCUGACGUUGUUAUGGAGUUCAAAGACGGGGCGAACUCGGCUAGAAUUGCGCCAGUUUUGUUACCGAGAAGAUCUUUGUGUUUGAUUCAGGGAGAAUCGCGGUAUCGUUGGAAGCAUGGGCUCGUUUCUUUUGAUUUGAAAGAAACAUUUUUUUUUUUGCCGUUCUUUCUUGGGAAUCUUAUCUGAUUCUCAAAAAGAAACUGGAAACGUAAUAUAUUCAGUUGAUUGACUGCGUACUUGAGCAAAAACUUGAAGAGUAAAUAGUAGUAAGUAGAACAUGACACCAGGUCUUUUUUGCUAUUUCGGAGGUUUUAGAAAGGUUAAUUUCCAUUUUAUAAUCUGAUCAUAUUCAUGAAAGUCAUGCAAAGUUCGUUGAAGCAUAGUUAAAAAUUUUAUUAUAAUUUUUUUAAAUCUUGUUUCAGAAUCGUGAACCGCAAACACGACGUUGAUCCAAGAACGAAUCGAGUGAUUCCGAGGCAAAUGAGAGUUUCGUUGACUCUGCGGAAGAUCCGGACGGUUCCGUGCAAAUGUCCUUGGAAGGAGUUCUGCGACUGGGACCGAGAAGGUUGACAUCGUUCUUGAUAAGACGCAAUCGAGGCUUAUUUAUCCAUUCUUGUCGCUUUCUUGUCUUAGGACUUUUGUUUCCAGCACAGUGUACGGUAUAACUUUGGAUGAAGCUUUUCCGAAAUUUACUAACGGACUUCCUUUUGAAGCGGCUCAAUUAGAAAACUAGAUCUAUUGCGAAAAUUAUUUUUCUAGUUCAGUAUGAUGGAGGCGAACCAUUCUCAAAUCCCAACAAUUUUCCCUAGCCAUUUCGAAUUAAAGUCAUUACUCUCAACCUGAAGAUGAAAACUGUUUUUAUUUUUUCCGACAGUACCGCCCUGUUUAAAAAAAAUCGUACUCUCGUUUUUUAGUAAAUUUUUGUAAUCCAACCGUUUCUCCUGAAAAAAAUGGAGCUGUUCCCUUGACCAUUUACGAUGAACCUUUGAGGAUCUCUACUCAUUUUCCAGAAAUAGAUUCACAAGUAUUUUGCUUUUGUUAAGGAGAAAUGGGUGUCCCAAAAAGUGGGAACGAAGCCGAAAGGUUGGAAGGAUCUUACGUUGCCGACGUCUAUGAAAAUAUUGCCUCCCAUUUCGACGAAACUCGGCAUUCCAGUUGGAAGGCUGUCAAAAAGUUUUGAACUUCUUUAAUUUUUUUCUUAUGCAAUCGUUAGAUUUAUCGACGAUAUUCCUCGGGGCUCGGUUAUGUACGACGUUGGAUGCGGCAAUGGAAAAUACUUGAUUGCGCAGGACGGCUUGAUAAAGGUGCGUUCAUUUGAAAGGAGAAUUUACAGGUGAAUUUCUUCAGAUAGGAUGCGACAUGUGCAACGGUCUCUGUGUAAUAGCAGCUAAGAAAGUUGGUCAACUUUAUUUUCUGAGAAUUUUUAUUAAAAAAAUUAGAAAUUUCUAACAAAUAAUUAUGGCGAAAAGAGUUUUUGUAUGCCAAAAAACUAGAAAUGGCUUCCAAGAGGGAAUAUUCUGAUUUUUAGUUCUUUGGGGCUGAUCUUGAAAAAUAUUUUUUUAAUGAGCAUCUUCACAAUAUAAAUUUUCCCAGAAACUCUUGGGCCAGGCGAAAAAUUGGAAUUCUUUUUUCGAGAAUACAAGUGGUCUUUUAUGAUUUUUCUUUCUUAUGAUUUCUUGAUUUUUCGAGAAAUCUUUUGUGAAUUAAAUGUAUUUUCAUUCUCCAGGGAUGCCACGUAAUGCGCGCCGACGCCUUGAAAUUGCCUUUCCGAGAAAAAUCUGCGGAUGCCGUUAUUUGUAUCGCCGUCCUUCAUCACAUUGCAACGUUGGAACGUCGUAGACAACUUGUUGAAGAGAUUCUGAGGGUUUGAAAAGAAAUCUGAUAGCUUUUUGGUACAUUUAGUAAUAGGUUCUGAAACCGGGAGGCUGCGCUUGUGUGACGGUUUGGUCGAUGGAUCAGUCCCACUCGGAAUACGCCAAAAUGCGGGGGAAUAAGGUGAAAAUGUUUUUUUGGAAGAUAAAUUUUGAUUUUUACAGGACGAAAACGAGGCAAUAGGAAAAGGACAGAAUCCUGGAAAAACGGAAGGUUUUUUCUCAAAAAAAAAUGAAGUUAGGAUUCAUGAGUCUGAGUUUUGAGCUCGAAGAAGGAGGAGUUGUUGGAAAUUUUUUAUGAAGAGAACGGGAUUUUCGAUCAUUCAUGUGAUCGAAUUCCAAUGAGGAGAUCAUAUUUCAUUUCCAAUUUUGACAUGAAAACGUAGAACGUUCUAAUCCGUGUUUCCAGCUUUUAAUUGUAAGAGUUCACAUCGAAAAACCAUUGGUUUUAAGUUUCAUUCUGUAAUAAAUAAAGUUUUCGAAACGUACUUUUGUUUGGUUUGAGAAGAAAUGACCUAUACAAAAAAUCAGUGCUGGUCUUUAAAAGCGAUAGUCGUUUUCAGAGUUUCUUUAGGUUAUCCGAGAUUCCCGUACUUAUAAAAAUCACAGAAGAACAAAAUCUAUCGAAUCUGGUCGCUCUGAAAUUUUUAAAUGAAUUGAGCCAAGGGGAUAAAGAGAUCAAAAUUUCCCCUUUUUGAAAGUACUUAGAGAAUCAAAAUAGUAGUCUCUUUCAUUUUUCAGAUCUAAAGAAGAACAAGGCCGAGAGGCUGAAAGUUCAUGACGGCAAAGACUUCGAGCAACAAGACGUGUUGGUUCCUUGGGUCAUCGACCAGGAAAACAAGACUUUCUUGAGGUUUUAGCUCUAGCAUUUUUGAUGUUGAAUCUUUCUUUUUUGAAGAUAUUAUCACGUUUUUCGCGAAGGAGAAGCCGAAGAAUUGAUGCAUUCAGUUGAUGGAUGUCAGAUGGUCAGCGUUGAAAAAGAACAAGGAAAUUAUAUUUUCGUGUUCCGAAAGUCUUGA
Caenorhabditis auriculariae is the source of this 4271-nucleotide messenger RNA. NCBI's taxonomy places the organism in Eukaryota, Metazoa, Nematoda, Chromadorea, Rhabditida, Rhabditidae. The record is from the annotation of a GenBank genome assembly.